Molecule: messenger RNA, 795 nt
Organism: Cryptococcus wingfieldii CBS 7118
Lineage: Eukaryota; Fungi; Basidiomycota; Tremellomycetes; Tremellales; Cryptococcaceae
Product: ubiquinone biosynthesis protein COQ4, mitochondrial
Exons: 2
Coding region: 1-795 (264 amino acids)
Biological process (GO): ubiquinone biosynthetic process
Cellular component (GO): mitochondrion; mitochondrial inner membrane
Source: RefSeq, a predicted model, not a curated record
AUGCGCCCCUCUCUCCGCCUGCUUACCAGGACACCCAACUACCCAGGCCAUAUCCCCCUCUCCUACUCCCAGAAUGCCCUCCUCGCAGUCGGAUCGGGCGUCAUGGGUGUCGUAGACGUCUCGCGCGGCGACCUCAUCGCAUCUCUUUCCGAGUCUACGGCCGGCAUAUUCUUGCCAGCCCUACACGACAAGAUGAAGGUCACUCCCGAAGGACGUCAGAUUAUGAAAGAUCGCCCGCAAAUAACGAGUCAGACGAUUGAGGGGCUGAAGAACUUGAAGAGGGGUACGCUGGGGAGAGAGUAUGUGGAGUGGAUGGGCGAUGGGGGGCUGGAACCAGAGAGUAGAGUACCAGUGAAUUACAUCGACUCUCCAACUCUGGCCUACACCAUGCUCCGCUACCGCCAAACCCACGACCUUUACCACACCCUCUUCUCCCUGCCCCCCACUCUCCCACAUGAGCUCUCUCUCAAGGUCCUCGAAUUCUCCAACAUGAAACUCCCCGUCGCACUCCUCUCCUCAGUAUUUGGACCCCUGCGGCUGAAACGCAAGGAAACUUGGUCAAGAGAUUGGGUCCCUUGGGCGCUCCGUACCGGCCGAGAAGGAAGAAGCUUGGUAACGGUGUACUGGGAGAAGAGGUGGGAGCAAGGGGUGGGAGAACUUAGGCGGGAGCUGGGUGUUUCGAGGAAUGAUGCGAAUGGAGUAGAGGCUCGAUGGGGUGGGUAUAGGAAGCUGAGAGAGGAGGAGAGGAAGCUGAGAAGAAAGGGAGAGUGGGUGGAUGAACCUGAAGAGUGGUGA